Messenger RNA from Schizosaccharomyces cryophilus OY26, 1859 nucleotides. RefSeq names its product tRNA methyltransferase. Lineage: Eukaryota; Fungi; Ascomycota; Schizosaccharomycetes; Schizosaccharomycetales; Schizosaccharomycetaceae. Gene Ontology annotation, biological process: tRNA methylation. The record is from RefSeq and is a predicted model, not a curated record. Gene Ontology annotation, cellular component: nucleus; tRNA (m1A) methyltransferase complex. The coding region runs from base 147 to 1529 and encodes 460 amino acids. The transcript has 2 exons.
UGGUUAAUUCUACUCCCAUUUUGAGUCUAAGAAGAAAAAAAAACAAGUUUAGGUUUCAAGAAGAUACUAGAAAAGGAUUUUAGGAUAAUUGUUUUUGGGUGCACAAAGGCUAAACAAUCCAAUGGAAUUUUUCUACCAAGAGCAACAUGCUAAAGAGCAGCCCUAUCAUACAAGAAAAUAGCCCUGUUUUCGUUAAGUUACCAUCUGAAAAUGUUCGUUUUAUAACAUUGAAGCCAAAUAAUACAAUUAGUCUUGGUAAAUUUGGAUCCUUCUACACGAAUGAUUUAUAUGGAAAGACCUACGAUGAAACAUUUGAAAUUUACGAGCCUAAGAAAAUCCGCGUGCUGAAAACCCGUGAAGUUCAAACUCUAGAAGAAGAGAAAAAAACAAAUCAAGAAUUAAUAGAUUGCCGUGGCAAUCAGCUCAUGAGUCAAGAAGAAAUUGAUAAGCUACGAAAACAAAUCAAAGAAGGAGGGCUUCGCGGCGAAGAAGCAAUUCGUCAAUUAACCUCAAAAAGCUUAACUUUUGAUCAGAAAACUCAAUAUGCUCAAGCUAAAUAUGUCAAUCGUAAGGGAGAAAAGUACCUUCAACAGUUUCGAGCAUUGAGACCUUGCCUUGAAACCGUGACGGAGUAUAUGCUCGCUCAUGACCCUUAUAAAAUUAUGGAGCUAACAGCUGACUGUUCCACUUACAUGAUGACAUUGGGCAAUGCUCAACCCGGAGGCAGAUACCUUGUAGUCGACGAAACGGGAUGCCUCUUUUUGGGUUCCUUACUGGAACGUCUAGGUGGAGAUUCUAAAGUUACUCUUAUUCAUCCUAAUGAGCAGCCCAACAGCUCCUGCUUGGAACUUUGGGGAAAGGAAUACACAGAAGAAAGUCUCGUUGAAAAAGGGAUACUACGGACCUUGAAUUGGCUACAAGUUGUGGGCCCUGAUGAGGCUUUAAAGGAUAUGUAUAUGGAUGAUUGUUCCGAGGAACAGCUCAGCGAAAUGAAGCUUCGCCAUAGAAAGAGAUAUGAGGGUCGAAAAGCUUCCUAUGCCCGAUUACAAUCUACUCUAGAGGAUUUUGAAAAAGGAAACUUUGAUGCAUUAUUUGUUUUAAGCAAUCAUACACCAAUGUCAGUAUUAAAUCUGCUACUGCCCAAGGUAGGAUCCUCUCGCCCUGUUCUUGUUUAUUCUCCAUACCAACAAGUACUGAUCGAUACCCAUCACGAGUUGUUUAAAUGGUCUCACCCGUUUGAAAUGACAGAAAUUAAGAAUGAAGAAACAACAAAAGAUGAAUCUGCUGAAGAACAAGAGUUGCGAAUUGCACAGGAUGCAUGGAUUGAAAAACUUAUCAUGUUGGAUAUCCAUGAAAUCCGUACUCGUCCUUACCAAGUUCUUCCAGAACGUACUCAUCCAUUCAUGAGUGUUCGAGGAGACAUGGGAUAUGUUUUGUCUGGCCUCAAAGUACUUUCUUCCGUAGGCACUGUCGCUGCAGGCAGGUUUCCUAAACGGCAAAAGCAAGGUUCUGCUAACAAAAAAAAGUAAAAACAAGAAAAUAUUUGGAAUUUAGUUUGGUAUAGAAAAGUUGGGUUAUUUUUGGAAAUAGGUCAUGAUGAAUGAUCUUGGUUAUUUUGUUAGUGUCUCCAUAUAUCAAUCUUUGACACUGGAUGUAUAGAAUAUUAAUUAGAUAAAAAGAACCUUGAAAUGUCUUGCAAAAUACUAGAUGACUUAAUAACCUAGCUAUUGAAAAUGGAUCUUUAACAAGCUGGUAGUAGUAUCUUCAGUGACCAUAGAACUAAUGAACAAAAGCACAAAUCCAAUCAAAUUUGUUGCUUCAAUUGUUUGGAAAAAAUAUAUGAACAUACAAAUUCCUUA